This is a messenger RNA of Penicillium lagena, 315 nucleotides long. RefSeq lists its product as uncharacterized. NCBI's taxonomy places the organism in Eukaryota, Fungi, Ascomycota, Eurotiomycetes, Eurotiales, Aspergillaceae. The coding region runs from base 1 to 315 and encodes 104 amino acids. The record is from RefSeq and is a predicted model, not a curated record. The transcript is spliced from 2 exons.
AUGGUGCAGCCUGAAGCCUACUACAUCCCCAAAGGCGAAUUCGUUCCAAACAACCCGCUUCCUGCUCUCGUGUACCGCAAUGUACUUCAUCGACCUGUGACCGGAGAAUCAGCUCAAGCUCUCUGCGAGGGAAAUCACUGGGAAAAGCGGCAAUGCCCCAAAUGGCGUAACGACUUUUGCAAAGGCAAGGAAGAUAUGAAGGCAUUGGAGGAUGAGAUAAGGGCAGUUGUAAUGCCGGAAUAUGACCCCGUGUAUGGGAAAGAUGGUCCCUUGGUGACGCUUUGGAGAGAGGUGACAAGAGAGAAUAAAUUGUGA